GGGAGUAGAAUUAGAUUCUCUUUUUCUGAUAGAUUUUUUUUUCUCAAUUUUCUCCAAAGUUAAUUAUUUUUCUCAUUCUCUUGGAGUUAAUUGUGUUUGCUAAUUUUUUUAAUCAUGUCUGAUUCCGAAGAUUCAUUGCCCACUAAUGGUUCAUCAAACGAUCAUAUGAAUGAUACCGGAUCUUAUAAGCCGAAUAAAAGGAAGAAGACAUAUUCUGAUGAUGAAUCUAAUUAUUCUGAUUAUGAGAAGGAAAUUGAAAGGAAAAGAAAAGAAAAGUCCAGUGGUGAUAAAAAGAAAGAUAAGAAAAAAUCUAAAACCAUAAAGCCAGAUCCUGACUCACCUCCUCGUAAGAAAAAAUCUAAAUCUGAGGCAAAUGGUAGCCCAACUAAAUCUCCUGGUAAGAAAAAGGUUAAAAAAGAGGAAGAGGAAGCCCAACAUAUUUGGAAAUGGUGGGAAGAAGAAAAUAAUGACCAAACAAUUAAAUGGAAAACUUUGAUUCACAAAGGUCCGAUAUUUCCUCCUGAUUAUGAUCCACUCCCAUCUAAUGUCAAAUUUUAUUACGAUGGUAAACCUAUGAAAUUAUCUCUCGGAGCUGAAGAAAUUGCUGGUUUUUAUGGUAAAAUGCUUGACCAUGAAUACACCAUUAAGGACACAUUCAACAAAAAUUUCUUCAAAGAUUGGCGUAAAUAUAUGACAGCCGAUGAAAGAGAAACUAUCAAAGAUUUAAAAAAAUGUGAUUUUAGGUCGAUGCAUGAAUAUUUUAAAGAACAAAGCGAAUUGCGUAAACAGAUGACUAAAGAAGAGAAACAAGCAAGGAAAAAGAAGGAGGAAGCCCUCAUUGAGGAAUAUGGUUAUUGUAUAGUUGAUGGACAUAAACAGAAAAUUGGUAAUUUCAGAAUUGAACCUCCAGGUUUAUUCAGAGGACGUGGUGAACAUCCAAAGAUGGGUAAAGUUAAAGCUCGUAUCAAUGCAGAAGAUAUUAUCAUUAACAUUGGUAAAAAAGCACCUAUUCCCCCACCACCUUCUGGUCACAAAUGGAAAGAGGUGAGACACGACAACACCGUUUCAUGGUUGGCAUCUUGGACUGAAAAUAUUAUGGGCAAUGUCAAGUAUGUCAUGUUGAAUCCAUCUUCUAAAUUGAAAUCUAUGAAAGAUUGGCAAAAAUACGAGAAAGCCAGAGAAUUAUGUAAAUUUGUUGACGAUAUUCGAAAUAAUUACCGAGAAGACUUCAAAGAUCGUGAAAUGGUUAAACGUCAACGUGCAGUUGCCCUUUAUUUCAUCGAUAAACUUGCACUAAGAGCAGGUAACGAAAAGGAAGAAGGUGAAACUGCCGAUACGGUGGGUUGUUGUUCCCUUCGUUGUGAACACAUUGUUCUUCACGAGGAGAAAGGCGAUAAAAAGUAUGUGGUUGACUUUGAUUUUCUUGGUAAAGAUUCAAUUAGAUAUAGUAAUUCAGUGCCGGUUGAAAAGAGAGUCUUUAAAAAUUUAAAACUCUUCAUGGAAAACAAACAACCUGAGGAUGACCUUUUUGACCGUUUGAAUACAUCAACUCUUAAUAAAUAUCUUAACUCAUUGAUGGAUGGAUUGACGGCCAAAGUUUUCCGUACCUUCAAUGCCUCAUUUACCCUACAAGAACAAUUGAAACUGUUAACAAAACCGGACAUGUCUCAAGCUGAAUUAAUGUUGGCUUAUAAUCGUGCUAAUCGAGCUGUUGCUGUUCUAUGUAACCAUCAACGUGCAGUUCCCAAAACGUUUGAAAAAUCAAUGUCAAAUUUACAAGCUAAAAUUGAAGAUAAGAAAGAUCAGAUUAAGCAAGUUAAGAAGGAGUUAAAAAGUGACAAAAGCGAUAAAUUAAAGAAAAAGCUGAAAACCUUAGAUGAACAAUUAAAAAAAUUAGAAGUCCAAGCAGUUGACAGAGAAGAAAAUAAACAAAUUGCCCUUGGUACUAGUAAACUUAAUUAUUUGGAUCCAAGAAUUAGUGUUGCUUGGUGUAAAAAGUAUAACGUUCCAAUCGAGAAAAUUUACAACAAAACCCAGAGGGAUAAAUUCCGUUGGGCAAUUGAAAUGGCUGAACCUGAUUUUAUAUGGUGAUUUAGGAGAAUCAAGUAGUAAUCAAUAUGAAGAUAAAAAAAUUCUCGCUGCUAAAUAUAUACAUAAACUUCAACUUUACUCUUUUUCUCCCUCUUAUUUCAAUAUAAUAAUCAUGGUAUCAAAGAAACAAUUAAAGAAACAAAAGUCUAACCCUUUUGGACAUCCAACAUUUCAACAACCAUUGUGAAAUUAACGAAGUAAAAGCAACGAUAAUAUUAAGCUUUCUCUUUGACCAACGGUGUCCGUCAAAAUCACCACCAUACCAAACCCUUUCUCUCUUUUCAUAUUUCUUUUUCGUUGUAUCCCAAAAAAAUAACCCUCUUUCUCUCAGUAUUUAUAUACUGUUUCUCUUACAUUAUUACCUUUUACCUCUUGUCUUUUUUUCGGGAUGAAUUGACGCCCUCAUCAAUCCAUUUAAAUAUUUAUAUAAAUACUUUCGAAUCAAAUGGAAAUCCAAAGGAUGGCUACUUCAAAAACACUUCUUCUCUACCUCCUCAAGUCUUUUCUUCUCUGCUACCUUAUUUUCCACCUUCUCUUUUCCAUCUUUCCAUCUUGCCCUCUUUACUUCCUUUUUUCUCUCUUUUUUUCCAUGAAAAAUUUUCAUUUUUUACUUGGUAAAUGUAGAAAUCUGUCAAUAUUAUCUUUCUACUCUAUUCUAAUAGGUUACCUAAUGUGUAUUCUUGCCUAUAUGACAUUACUAUUCUUUAGCCUUGACUCUUUUUCUCCCACCCAACCCAAAUAUACUUUUCAUCCUCAUCUUGUUUUUUUCACCAUCAAUAUCACACUUUAGACAUCAACUUUUUGAGAUAACAGUAACAAUCUACCACCACCACCACCACCACACCACCAACAACAACAACACCGAUAACAACCAAACAAUAACCAAUUGGGCCUAAGAAAACAAUGAAGAAAAAAAUCUGCUGGGCAUUACCACCAAACAUCAACCCUUGACAUUGAACUACUUGUACCACUUUUUGUCUUUGUAUUUAUGUCACUAUCGCUCUCCUUUUCCGACAACCUCUUUUGAUUCCUCUACAACUGCUACUCUAGCUGGCUCUAAAGAUAACGAAAAAAAAGAAGAGAUCGAGUGAUUAUUGAUAUCAUUUUAUUUGCAUACAAACAUAAAGACAACAAUUAAGCAUUAAGAGCAAUUAGCAAACUUGAUGAAUCGACUCCAUCACCAAGACCAUUUCCAAACCACAACAUCCACGAUAUGCUUACCAAUAAUAAAUUGCUCUAAACUGCUUUCAUAGAAAAUCUAAUAUGUUUCAAAGAAUCUCCUCAACUAUUUCUAAAUUAUUGUUCUUAAUUACAAUUGGAAUAUCACAAUUACAUCGGUAACUAAAUUUUCAAUUCAUCGAUUAACCUUAUUAGCAAACGAUAAAAACUACAGAAAAAAAACAAGUCUAAUUGUCAAUCAACAAUUAGAACCACAUUGACUUUUCUUUCAAACAAUUAACAACAAAUCUAAAGCACAAUAAUCAACCAAUUUUCCCAACAUUCAAUUCUACGACUUUUGUUAUCUAUUAUAUAAUAUUAUAAACCGAAAUUAACUAAUCACAACAAUUAACUGUUCCCUUUUCCCUCUGCUUUAAAUGCUAAUUGUUAUGAAAAAAAAAACUAAA
Molecule: messenger RNA, 3716 nt
Organism: Panonychus citri (citrus red mite)
Lineage: Eukaryota; Metazoa; Arthropoda; Arachnida; Trombidiformes; Tetranychidae
Gene: Top1
Product: DNA topoisomerase 1-like
Exons: 4
Coding region: 115-2091 (658 amino acids)
Biological process (GO): DNA replication; DNA topological change; chromosome segregation
Cellular component (GO): chromosome; nucleolus
Molecular function (GO): DNA topoisomerase type I (single strand cut, ATP-independent) activity; DNA binding
Source: RefSeq, a predicted model, not a curated record